UAUGACCUCUCCGAAGAAUAAAGAAGGAAUCUAUCUAUUUUUUCGGGUGGAAGAAAAUAAGAAAAGCGCUCCCACCACCGCGAUUUUUGGACGCUCCCGUGCUCAGACUGUCACUCCCUAAAUUCUCACACAGUAACGCCCGCUCCCACACGCAACAAUCGUUUUUUCCAGUUCCGGCCGUGGGCUCCACAGAUUUCCGCCGCGGCGCAACGAUCGGGCCGCUUUGCUCUCCUACUAACUUUUCUGCAAACUAUUCAGAAAAGAGGGGGAAAAAAAUCUACUGGUAGCUUGCGUGAUGGAUUAUAAGGGUUUUUUAUUAGUUGGCGUGUGCCCAGCUUUUAAGUGAAGAGGUAUUUGACAUGCGUUGUUAAGUUUGUUAAGUUCGGUGGAGGCUGAAGAAAUUUUGCCUGAACGGUGAGGCAAAUUACGGAUGUGGACAAAUAUCUUCAAGAUUGGUGGUUUGCAUCAGAUAUCAUGGUUUCAGUUUCUUCCUCAUGAAUUUGAUUUCAAUACGCUGCCUGAUAAGAGUGUGAAAGUCGACCAGAAAGAUGCAGCAACACUGGCGGUGCUUUCAGCACAUGUGCAACUGCAGAAGGAAGGGUUUCUCAGCACAUGGACAAAUUCUUUCGUAGGACCCUGGGACCCUUCCCAGGGUUUGCAUAAUCCUGAUGAAAAGAUCAAGCUUUGGCUUUUUCUCCCGGGGCAGCAUUCCUCUAUAGUUGAGAAGGCACAACCUUGUGUUGCUAGAUUGAGAGUUCUUGCAUCUGGACUUUGGGUGGCUCCUGGUGAUUCAGAAGAAGUUGCAGCUGCGCUGUCACAGGCUCUGAGAAACUGUAUAGAAAGAGCUCUCAGAGGGCUUUCAUAUGUACGAUUUGGAGAUGCAUUUUCAAAAUAUCAUCCAUUUACACAGAACGAAGAACUGUUCAGGAGGGGUCAACCUGUGGCUGAGUUUAUUUUUGCUGCAACAGAAGAGGCAAUAUUUGUUCAUGUUAUUGUAUCUGCCAAGCAUGUUAGAGCACUUUCAAGUGGUGACAUCGAACCAUUCCUCAGCAGUUCUUGUAGGCGUUCCACUGACCGAAUUUCAGUUGUUGUCUCCCCUCAUGGAAUGCGUGGGAAACUCACUGGAUGUUGUCCUGGUGAUCUUGUGAAGCAAGUAUAUCUGAGCACCGGGAAGUUUAGAGGUUCAAAUGGAAUUGUAGGUCUUCCCUACCUUGUUGCUCAAGGUUCUGGGUUACCUGGUCAACUGAGGGGACAAAACUGCUAUGUUGAAGUGACCCUUGGUUGCCAUGACAAGGUGGUAAAAAACGUAAACUCACACACUAACUUGUCUCAUACACAUGGUACGGAGUCCCCUCAGACAAGCACCUAGUCUGUGACAAAAUGUUUGUUUAUCCAGCUGAGGCUGUACUCGUUCCAGUUAUGCAAACAUCUUUUGCCAGAUCGUCUCUGAAGAGAUUCUGGCUGCAAAACUGGGUUGGUCCGGCAUUGUCGGGGUCAUCACUUUUUAUGCAUUGCAAUGAUAAGGUAGAUUCAAGGGGUGAAUCUUCUCUUGAACCUAGUGGAACUCGCUCUCAGCAUGGUAAUCGUAGCAGUAGUAACAGUAAUAGUAGCAGCAACUGCAGCAUAAGUAGUUCCUCAAGCGACAGUGAGCCCAAGACCCUGGGAGCAGGUGAUCCUGAGGCAGAUGCAGAUUCUUUAAUGUCCAGACAGUCUGGUUUGUCUUCGUUGGGCCACAUGCAGAACGAUGGCCUCCAGUUGGGUUCUAAAAGGCCACGAACUGGGACAUCAGAAUCAUUCGGCCAGGCAGGCAUGGUUUUAAAUCCUUCGAUGAGUGAUUAUGGUACCAUGGAAGUGAACAACGUGUCCAUUACUGGGGUUGGAACUGAGCAAGUUGGGUCCCAAUGGGGUUGGGAUGAUGAUGAUAGAGGCAUAGGAAUGGAUAUUCAAGCACUGCUGUCAGAGUUUGGUGAUUUUGGUGACUUCUUCGAGAAUGAUGCUUUGCCUUUCGGAGAGCCUCCAGGCAGUGCUGAGUCUCAAGCUCUCAUGUUUCCUCUACCUGAGGGUGGAGAGUUGGUUAGCAGCCCCAGUAAUUCUGUGAUGGAUGUGUCAGGGGAGAUGCUUUUGCCUGUCAGUUUUCCAACCUUUGAUAGUUUUAGCCACCUCCAAGCCCCUACUUCUAUGGAAGAUUUAGCAAGCAAAAGUCAAGAAGCCACAAAGAGCUCAACUUCUGGUCAAGUUACCAGCACUCUGCCAUCAUUUAGUGGCGAGUUUGAUCAUGUUGUGAAGGCUGAAGCACUCAUGACAUUUGCUCCAGAAUAUGGUGGUGUGGAAACCCCUAAGAGUGAGAUAUCCUCAGUCAUUUUCCGAAGCCCGUAUGUCCCAAAAUCUGGCAAAGUGGAUUCUGCUUCCAGCUCAAACAAUUAUGUAUACUCUGCAACACCACCUUCGUCUCCUUGCUGUGAUGGAUCUGAUGAGAAGUCCAUAUUGCCUGCUAGUAUGAAAGCAUGUGCAGAAAGGAAUGACUCUAGUUCUGUUUUGAGAUCAAAGAAAUAUUACACUCAUGUUGAAAGAGGAAGACAGCACAUUGCUGGAAGUAACAACAGCUUUCCUAAAGGUGAGGUUGGAGUGGCAUCUUCUCAAUUUUCUUUUUUUAGUCAAACAAAUGUGGAUCAUGUCUCAAGUAAAGCCAGUGAAGGCUCAGUCAGAGAAGAUAAUUUUCUUCCCACUUCAAGGACCGUCCUUGCCACAGAAAUUGAAUGCCUCAUGUCCCAGACUUCCAUGUGUAGGCUCCGACACACACUGUUGUCUUCUAACAGCCCAUCACCUGCAGGCCUGAGUGGGUUAUCCGGAAAUAGCACCCCUAAUCAGGCCCAUGUUGAUUCUAGCACCAUGAUAGACAAUAUUUCAAUCAAAUCUGAGGUGAAAAAGAAAGAAAUCAUACCAGUAAGGCUGGCUGGUGAUAUAGAUGGAGGAAUACUAGAUGGGCCCUUGAGUGCGCCUGUUGGUGUCUGGCGGCCUGUUGGACUUCCUAAAGUUGCUAAAACAAGUGCCCCAAGUAUGGAAGUUUGUCCAUCCAUACAACAUAAUUCGUUCAUCGAAGAAAGCAUGCUUUCUUAUGGACGACAACCGCUUCAGGAACUUCUUGAUGGCAUUGCAUUACUUGUCCAACAGGCAACUUCAUUUGUCGAUGUGGCUCUGGAUGCUGAUUGUGGUGAUGGUCCUUAUGGCUGGCUUGCACUUCAAGAGCAGUGGAGGCGUGGAUUUUCCUGUGGACCCUCUAUGGUACAUGCUGGUUGCGGGGGACUUUUGGCUUCUUGUCAUUCCCUCGAUAUUGCUGGCAUGGAGCUUGUUGAUCCACUAACAGUUGAUGUUCAGGCGUCUUUGACAAUUAGUUUGCUUCAAUCAGACAUAAAAGCAGCCCUGAAAUCUGCAUUUAGUAGUGUGGAUGGUCCUCUAUCUGUUACUGAUUGGUGUAGGGGCCGUAGCCCAUCCACUGAAGGAAUGACUUGCGAUGGAUUUUCCGCGGAAUCUACUGCAAGUGCAAGUGAAUGUCGCGAUUCUUCUAGUACGGUAACCCUAUCAGUUGGAGAGCCCAUGAGUCCAUCUUUGUCCUCUGCUGGUGGAGUGUCUUGCCUGAAAGCUGAUGGCACCAGAGGGGAUGACGCUGGUACUUCUCUAUCGGAGUUGGAUCAGCAACAUUGCUCACGGUUUCGGCCCACACUUUCCGUUGUUCCAUUUCCUUCCAUACUUGUUGGGUACCAAGAUGAUUGGCUCAAAACCUCAGCUAGUUCCUUACAAGUCUGGGAAAAGGCUCCUCUUGAACCAUAUGCAACCACAAAAAAUAUGAGCUACUAUGUUGUCUGUCCAAAUAUAGAUCCACUGACCACAGCUGCUACUGAUUUUUUUCUGCAACUUGGAACUGUUUAUGAAACCUGCAAGCUGGGAACGCAUGCACCCCAAAGUUUUGGAAAUGAGAUGGAGAUAGAUUCUGGGAAAAUAUCUCCUUCUGGCUUUGUCCUUCUUGAUUGCCCACAAUCAAUGAAGAUAGAGACCAAUAAUGCAUCUAUAUUGGGAUCAAUCAGUGAUUAUUUUCUCUGCCUCUCGAAUGGCUGGGAUCUGACCAGCUAUCUAAAGACUUUGUCCAAGGUUCUCAAAACAUUGAAACUUGGAUCAUCUGUGCCAGUGAAUGCCAAAGAAGGAAAUGGUGGACCAUGCACUGUAGUCUAUGUGGUGUGCCCCUUUCCGGAGCCUCUUGCUGUUCUGCAGACGGUGGUCGAAUCUUCUAUUGCUAUUGGAUCAGUCAUUCGAUCUUCAGAUAAAGAGAGGAGAUCUGGGAUGCAUAACCAAGUAGCAAAAGCCUUGAGCUACCCAGCAGCUGUAGAUGAGUCAUUUUCAAAUGUUUUGACUCUUACAGGAUUUAGCAUCCCAAAGUUGGUAUUGCAGAUAGUGACAGUUGAUGCCAUUUUCAGGGUUACAAGUCCCACUCUAAAUGAACUCAUCAUCCUGAAGGAAAUUGCUUUCACUGUUUACAAUAAAGCUAGACGAAUUUCCCGAGGAGCCUCAGGCGAGACAACACCAUCAUUAGCUGUGCCAGGAAGAUCUCAUUCCGCCUUGAUGCAAAUGGCUUCACCGGUUCCUGGUAUGUGGAAGGACUGUGUUGGUCCUCGAAUUGGAGGACCUCCUCUUCAAAGAGAGAGUGAACUUGACGCAAGCUUGAGACCUGGUGCUUGGGAUAACUCUUGGCAAACAGCAAGAAGUGGGGGACUUGGAUGUGAUGCCAACAGAACUGGAGAUGUCUUUCCUCUGGAUGAAAUUCGUUGUUUGUUUGAGCCACUUUUUAUUCUUGCAGAACCUGGUUCCUUAGAGCGUGGACUCUCUCCCUUCUCGGGAAAUAUAGUAGAUUCAGCGAAGCUGCUGUCAGAUGAUUGUGCAAGUACCAGCUUUGUGCAAAGUUCUGCUUCUUCAGGAAGUGGAGAUAAUGGGCCUGUUUCCCAGCCUGACUCCCUGGAUUCAGAUGGUUUUGGAUCUGGCCAUCAAAAAACACUCCCAAGUCUGCAUUGUUGUUAUGGUUGGACUGAAGAUUGGCGUUGGAUGGUGUGUAUAUGGACAGACUCAAGAGGAGAAUUGCUAGACAGUUAUGUUUACCCAUUUGGAGGAAUCAGUAGUCGGCAAGACACCAAGGGUCUGCAAUCCCUUUUUAUCCAAAUAUUGCAACAAGGGUGCCAGAUUCUUCAGGCUUGUUCUCCUGAUGUUGGCAUUGCCAAGCCCAGAGAUCUUGUGAUUACUCGAAUUGGAUGCUUCUUUGAGCUAGAGUGCCAGGAGUGGCAGAAAGCUUUGUAUUCAGCUGGGGGUUCCGAUGUGAAAAAGUGGUCACUGCAGCUGCGGCGAUCCUUCCCUGAUGGAAUAUCUCCUAGUAGCAAUGGGAAUUCUUUGCAGCAGCAGGAGAUGAGUUUAAUGCAAGAGAGAGCACUACCUUCUUCACCAAGUCCAUUGUAUAGUUCUCACCCUAAGGCUUCUGCAUUCAUGAAAGGUGGCAUUGCACAACCUUCCUCCAGGAAGCCGCUAAUGGGUGGGCAUGCAGUGUUGGACAAUUCGAAGGGCUUACUGCAGUGGGUGCAGAGCAUCAGUUUUGUUUCAGUUUCAAUUGAUCAUUCCUUACAACUAGUUUUUCAAGCAGAUUCAACACUUCCUGGGACUAGUCAAGCUAGCACCACGUCAAGCCAGUCUGGCUAUCUUGAAGGAUAUACACCUGUCAAGUCCCUAGGCUCUACAUCUGCAUCCUAUGUUUUGAUUCCUUCACCAAGCAUGCGCUUUCUGCCUCCUGCCAUUCUUCAGCUCCCGACAUGUCUCACUGCUGAUUCUCCUCCUCUUGCCCAUCUUCUACAUAGCAAAGGGUCUGCAAUUCCACUCUCUACUGGUUUUGUGGUUUCAAAGGCUGUACCUUCAAUGAGGAAAGACUACAGGAGCUUGUCAAAAGAAGAAUGGCCUUCAAUUCUUUCUGUUAGUUUGGUUGACUAUUAUGGAGGUAAUAACUUCAACCAAGAAAAGAUAGUUAAGGGUGUGAAUAAGCAGGUUGGAAGGGGUAUGACCUCCGAUGCUAAAGAUUUUGAGGUGGAGACUCACAUGAUUCUUGAAUCAAUAGCAGCCGAGCUUCAUUCUUUAUCGUGGAUGACAGUUAGUCCAGCGUACUUGGAGAGGAGAUCCGCUUUACCAUUCCAUUGUGACAUGGUUUUAAGACUUAGAAGGCUUCUUCAUUUUGCUGAUAAGGAACUCUCUCGGCUUCCAGAGAAGGCACGUGUGUAGGAAAAGGAUCACUGUAACAUACAGGAGCUGUUCCUUGAAGCCCUGAUACUGUGCAUAAUUAGUUGUAGCUUGGAAUUUGCAUAUAGUCAUGCCUGCUGAUUAGCAGCAAACCAUUGGAUUUAUCAUCAGGAUAGAUAAACAGCUGAGUAGACAUUAAUGUUAUAUCGUUGAUCAUGAGGAUAGCCAUAACAGUCAGGAUAGCAUGUAGAUCCACAAGUAGUCAUAGGAGACCUCACAAUGAACUUUGUAAAUAAUGUUUGGAUGUAUCUCACCCAUUUUUGGUAUUGAUUGGUCUGACGGGGUAAAGAUGUAGAAUUUGUUCUGGUCGCUCAAGAAACUUGACCAUUUUAAUCUUGUUACUGCGCCUUCCGUUCUGUUU
Messenger RNA from Sesamum indicum (sesame), 6682 nucleotides. It is a transcript of the gene GCT, whose product is annotated as RNA polymerase II transcription mediator. Gene Ontology annotation, cellular component: mediator complex. NCBI's taxonomy places the organism in Eukaryota, Viridiplantae, Streptophyta, Magnoliopsida, Lamiales, Pedaliaceae. Gene Ontology annotation, biological process: positive regulation of transcription by RNA polymerase II. The record is from RefSeq and is a predicted model, not a curated record. Gene Ontology annotation, molecular function: transcription coactivator activity.